This is a messenger RNA of Hevea brasiliensis (rubber tree), 2950 nucleotides long. RefSeq lists its product as uncharacterized. The record is from RefSeq and is a predicted model, not a curated record. The coding region runs from base 171 to 2360 and encodes 729 amino acids. Lineage: Eukaryota; Viridiplantae; Streptophyta; Magnoliopsida; Malpighiales; Euphorbiaceae. The transcript is spliced from 3 exons. Gene Ontology annotation, molecular function: protein binding.
UCAUUAAAUUAAAACCAUUGGUUGAAUUCCUGUAUAUAUUCUUAUCAAUUCAUCAGGAAAUCAGUCUCAUAGUAUAAUUUAUCACUAUUACCAAAAGUUUGUCUAUCCUCUUCCGUCCUUUCAUAGCUUAAGCUGAAGUAAUCUCUUCAUUUCCUCUCCCAGUUACUAGAAUGAUCCGCCUCCUGAAUGCUACUGAAGAAGGAAACAUAGAUGGUCUAUAUGCAGCUAUUGGAGAGAAUCCACAUAUUUUCGAUCAAAUUGAGGAGAUCCCAUUUGCUGAUACUCCAUUACAUGGAGCUGCAUUUGCAGGGCAUAUCCAAUAUGCCAUGGAGAUCAUGAGAUUAAGGCCAUCAUUUGCUCGGAAGUCUAACCAAAAAGGGUUCACCCCCAUACAAAUUGCAUUUCAAAAAGAGCAUAUUCAGUUGGUGCUUGGGCUGGUAGACAUGGACAGUGACCUUGUCCAAAUCAAAGGGAGGGAAGGGUUAACUCCUUUGCAUUAUGCAGCUGAAAAUGGAAAUCGUCAUCUGUUGGCAAGGUUUUUGUCAGUUUGCCCCAAGUCCAUAGGGGAUGUUAAUAUUCGAAACGAGACUGCUCUGCAUAUAGCUCUGAAAACCAAUAAGCGUGAAGCUUUUGAGUUCCUUGUUGAUAGGCUUCACUGGGAUUGCCAUGAAGAGGCGCGAUACUGGGAGAAGAGGAUCCUAAACCGGAAGGAUGUGGAAGGCAACACUGUGUUACACAUUGCAACAUCCAGAAAUCAACCCCACCUUGUGGGAUUGUUAAUUGGACGCGGAAUUGAUGUAAAUGCCAAGAAUGUUUACGAGCAGACAGCUUUGGACAUUGCAGAAAUAAAUCGUUUACAUGAGAUUAGUCAUUUGCUACGUGACGUUGGAGCAGCUAGAGCUUCUUCGCUUUCUGCCGAUAACACCAUUGCAUUCUUAAGAACCGACCAGAGGUUGAACAUGGCAGCUGAACAAGGAGAUAUUAUUGCCCUGUAUUCAAUUAUAAGGGAGGACCCAUACCUUCUAGAGCGCAUCGAGAAUGCCUCAUUCAUCGAUACUCCACUGCACAUAUCUGCAUCCAAAGGGCACACCCAAUUUGCCUUAGAGAUCAUGUGGUUAAAACCAUCGCUGGCUAAGAAGCCAAACCAAGAUGGGUUUAGCCCUUUGCACCUGGCUCUGCAAAAUGAGCAGUUCCAAACAGUGCGUGGCCUCCUAGAUGCGGAUAGAAACCUGUUAAGCGUCAAAGGAAGAGCCGGUCAAACACCUCUGCAUUAUGUAGCGGAAAGGGGAAAUCUUGAUCUUCUGACAGAAUUCUUAAGAGCUUAUCCUAAAUCCAUUCAAGACUUGACAAUUUACAAGGAAACUGCCCUGCAUGUUGCUGCUAAAAAGGAUAUGUGGGAAGCUUUUGGUGUCCUAUGCGGAUGGCUUCAACUUACUGGGCAAAAUGCAAUCCUAAAUUGCACUGAUGAUGAAGGAAAUAGUGUAUUACACAUCGCAACAUCCAAAAAUCAAAUUGAGGCAAGUUGUCCUCCUGGUUUUCUGCAAAUAUUCCAAGAAAUGUCCAGGUUAUUCCAUGCACAUGAAACUCUCUAUUUACUAAGGUUUGUCUUUGUAAUGCAGGCGGUGAAGUUGUUAAUUGGAGGUAAAGUUGAUUUAAAUAUCAAAAAUAUGAAUGGUAACACAGCUUUGGACGUCUUAUAUGAAUCCCAAACACAAAUGAUGAUUAGGAGCAAAAUAAGGAAAAUACUAUGUCGUGCUGGAGCUUUAAGAUCUUCUUCAAUUCCUCAUACCACUACCGUAGCAGAUAAUCUAAGCAAAAAGAGGACAGGCCUUGAGAUAUGGGCACUAUCCAGGUACCGCGAAAAAUUGAUAAUGUCAGAUCAAAAUCGCAAUGCCAUACUUGUGGUGGCUGUACUGAUAGCAACUGCCACAUACCAAGCAGUGCUCAGCCCUCCAGGAGGAGUUUGGCAGGGUGAUCCUACUUUGCUUUUUCCUAACACUGACAGCCAAUCCAGAUAUAUCAACGCAGGAGCAUUCGUGGGAAGACCUGUCAUGUUCGAUCUGUUACCCUUAGUGUGGUAUUUAUUCUCGGUUUUGAACACAGCAGCAUUUAUUCUAUCAAUAGGAAUAAUCUACAAUCUCUUGCCAAGGCGGCCUUUGAUCGUUCUACCACUAGUGAUACCCCUAUUUCUUUGCUAUGGGAUAUCAUGGUACGCCGUGCAGACUGGUGGAAUAAAUUUGUUCAUCGUAGGGGUUGUUAUUGUGGCGAUAUUAAUACUGCUCUUCCGGGGUUUCAUUGCAUGGUUUCAAAAAGCUUGGCGUGAUCUGGUCAAAUUGAUGGCUCACAACCCCAAAAUUUGAGGUCGUAUGAUGGAUUUGUCACAAGCAUAGAAAUCAAUUGGUUCGUGAAAAAUAUAGUAACGAAAUGAUCAAUUGGUGCCUGAGCUCAUCAUGAGACUUGUCGAAUGAAAUUGAAGCUCGAAUUAGAAGAUGACCAAGAAUAGUUCUUGCUUUCUUUCUUAUUUGAAGAAAAAGAGAAGCAGACCACAUACUAGUAAACUUGCAAAAGGGACGUUUCAAUGAUUUAUUAAAUUAAAAAAUUCAAUUUAAUAAGAUAUAAAAAAAAUAAUUUAUUAUCAAACGCAUAUAUAUAUAUAUAUAUAUUAGCAAAACACAAGCAUGCAAACGCUACACAAUAUGUGUAAUUUGGUGCUUGAUGAAACAUCUGAAUAGAAAAUGCAUCUUUCAUUUCAUUUUCUCGAUAAACAACGUAUUGAUAUUUGAUAGUGUAGGUUGCAGCCAGUACCAUGCAUUCAGAGUAAAAAAAUUUGGGUAGAUGUGCAUGCAGUCUAAGUGCUCUGCCUAUAUCCAAUAAGUGCCUAUGUUUUCUUUCCAUUAUCCCAUUUUAUUGGGAUGUGUAAGGGCAGAUUCUCUGAUAUAUGAUACCUUUA